Pseudophryne corroboree (corroboree frog) is the source of this 7578-nucleotide messenger RNA. It is a transcript of the gene STUM, whose product is annotated as stum, mechanosensory transduction mediator homolog. The coding region runs from base 1956 to 4124 and encodes 722 amino acids. The record is from RefSeq and is a predicted model, not a curated record. Lineage: Eukaryota; Metazoa; Chordata; Amphibia; Anura; Myobatrachidae. The transcript is spliced from 2 exons.
UCAAUACACAGUCUCACAAGGCUACAAGGAACAAGGCAUCCCCCAGCAGCUGUAACCAUACAACAUACACAGAAACUCAGACACUUUCCUCCUCAGGUCCUCUCUUCGUACAACCUUUUUAGCAAAGAGAAGAUGAGCCGAUGGACCCUGAACUACCACGGAGACUGCGGCUGAAGAGAAGGGGAUGGGGCCACCAAUGGGCACAGGAAUAUCCGUGGAAGCGACACGUGUUCCUACAAUAACACUGGGACUUUGACCAUUCUGCCACAUGCGUUCAGUUUCGUUUCUGUUUUGUCCGUUCCAUCUGGAUUCCAGCUUCUUCAGUUUUCAGGAUUCAAAGAACAUCGCUCUCCAGCCCUCUGCACUUUUACCAGCCCAAAACCCUUUCACGGUCCACCCUGCCCCGUCACCGCUGCCUGGCGUAAAGGAAGAAGAGGAGCAGUCAUGUCACGGAAGAGCCAGUCGCGCUGCUUACUGCCCGCAUACAGGCCACUUGCUUUAUGUAAAGGAAACUCUUCCAAAUAAGCGGUCACGUCCUUAUCGCUUCAGGCCUGCAGAAAGGAAAAUAAAGACGCAUUUCCUUUUUCACUAGUAAUUACCUUCGCUUGACUUCGCCUCAAAGCAAUUAUCGACCAACAUUCCUGAAUGAACGUUUCCGAGCGUACGGGAUAAGGAGCCGCUGUAUAUUUGCAUCAGUGUUCUUUUCUUUUCCUCUGUUAAACUGAAGCUCAGUAUUUGUACUUUCUAUAAUUUGUGCUUGAUUUAGGAGCUGAGCUUACGGGGCUGAGCUCGCGUCAUGGGGUCAGUCUAGCAAAGGUGGGGGUAAAAUUUAGGGGUCUAUUCAUGAAGCAGUGAAAAGAGUGGAGAAACAGAGCAGUAAAGAAGUAAGUUGCCCAUGGCAACCAAUCAGCAUCUCUCUUACAUUUUAUAGAAUGUACUUGAUAAAGGAUUCCUUCAAAACUGAUUGGUUGCUAUGGGCAACUUCUGUUCUCCACUCUUUUCACCGCUUCAUGAAUAAACCCCUUUAUGAAACAUAUGUUUUGUCAAACAAUGUGAAAUAUUUCUGGGGCAGGAUGGGUCAUUUUCUUACAGAAUGCAAAAAUGUCUGUGGCGCCAGGCACGGUCCAAAAGAACUCUGUAAUAUUUGUCUAUUCCAGCACAGUUACUAUUGCAAUGUCUUCUGAUCAAGGGCAGACAGUGAUCCAGGAUAAAUCAGGAGCAAUGACCAGCACAACAUCUCCUUCCUGCAUCCUUAUACAGAAACCAUGUUGUGUUCCAGGCUGGACCAUCCAACCAGUCAGUUCCUGUUGUGUUUGCCGUAUUGGGGGUUGUGGCGCUGAUUUGGCGUCUGUCUGUGCUGGGCCUUACUCUGGAUCAACAAUAUCAUGUAAGGUUGCUCAUUGAACCCGUGUCUUUUUUCAACAUUACUAGUUGUGUCACUGUGUAGAUUUCAAGUUGUGUGCGUUUUUUUAUUCAUGUAUUGUAUUUGUCUUGGACACGGAUUUGGGUACACGCAGCCACUGUUGCAUUUGCUAGAUCCCGCAGUGGACGGCCUUGGAGCUUUGACGCAUCCUCUGCCGUCUUCGCUGUAGUCCCUACCAAUGCGCUUGUAAUAUAUAUAAAGUGUUGUCAGCCUUCAGAUGACUUUAAUUUGAUGCACUCCUGCGACCUUUGCUACGUACUGCUGCUUUAUCUUUCCAGAGCUUUUCAGUCAUAUCUUGAAACAGAUUUAUGUAUUUUCAUGGUUGAGGAAUACAAAACAAAACUCACCUGGAUAUUAUUAUAUAAUAAGUUAUUUAUAUAGCGCCCCCAUAUUCAGCAGCGCUUUACAGAGCGCUGCAGAAUAUGAGGGAAUAUUCUGUUCCUGCCGCAAUGGAGCUUACAAUCUAUAUUCCCGAUCACAUGUGCCCACUAGGGUUCAUUUUUGGCACUAGCCAAUUUGCCAGAAGUGCCAGAUGGGCAGUGCGGCUCUGCCUACCUGUAUGUUUUUGGAGUGUGGGAGGAAACGCAGAGUGACCACGGAUAGGGCCUUGGUGGGGAUAGUACCCAUGACCUCAGUGCUGUGUGGCAGUAAUGCUAGCCGCUACCCCAACUGUGCUUCCAUGUAUAGGUUUAUCUGGGUUGGUAUCGAUAUCCUGGAGCACAAGAUCCCGACGGUCAGAAUGUCGACAGCGGCAUUCCGACAUUCAGAGUCCCAAUGGAUUUUCGUAAGUAUUUUAACCCUAACCCACCCCUCAUGCAGCCUAACUCUAUCCCACCCCUCCCGCAGCCUAACUCUAACCCACCCCUCCUGCAGCCUAACCCUAUCCCACCCCUCCUGCAGCCUAACCCUAUCCUACCCCUCCUGCAGCCUAACUCUAUCCCACCCUUCCUGCAGCCUAACCCUAACUCUCCCAUCCUGCAGCCUAACCCUAACCCACCCCUCCUGCAGCCUAAUCCUAACCCACCCCUCCUGCAGCCUAACUCUAUCCCACCCUUCCUGCAGCCUAACCCUAACUCUCCCCUCCUGCAGCCUAACCCUAUCCCACCCCUCCUGCAGCCUAACCCUAACCCACCCCUCCUGCAGCCUAACUCUAUCCCACCCUUCCUGCAGCCUAACCCUAACUCUCCCCUCCUGCAGCCUAACCCUAACCCACCCCUCCUGCAGCCUAAUUCUAACCCUCCCCUCCGGCAGCCUAACUCUAUCCCACCCCUUCUGCAGCCUAAUACUAACCCUCCCCUCCUGCAGCCUAACCCACCCCUCCUGCAGCCUAACCCUAACCCACCCCUCCUGCAGCCUAACUCUAUCCCACCCUUCCUGCAGCCUAACCCUAACUCUCCCCUCCUGCAGCCUAACCCUAACCCACUCCUCCUGCAGCCUAACCAUAACCCACCCCUUCUGCAGCCUAAUCCUAACCCUCCCCUCCUGCAGCCUAACCCACCCCUCCUGCAGCCUAACCCUAACCCUCCCCUCCUGCAGCCUGACCCUAAUCCUCCCCUCCUGCAGCCUAACCCUCCCCUCCUGCAGCCUAACUCUAACCCACCCCUCCCGUAGCCUAACCAUAACCCUGACCUCCUGUAGCCUAACCCCAGCCCUCCCCUUCCUGCAGCCUAACCCUAAUCCACCCCUCCCGCAGCCUAACCCUUCCCUCCCGCAGCCUAACCCUUCCCUCCUAAAGCCUAACCUUAACCCACCCCUACUGCAGCCUAACCCUAACCCACCCCUCCUGCAGCCUAACCCUAACCCUCCCCUCCUGCAGCCUAACCCUAACUCUCCCCUCCUGCAGCCUAACCCUAACCUCCCCUCCUGCAGCCUAACCCUAACUCACCCCUCCUGCAGCCUAACCCUAACUCUCCCCUCCUGCAGCCUAACCCUAACCAUUCCCUCCUGCAGCCUAACCCUAACCAUCCCCUCCUGCAGCCUAACCCUCCCCUCCUGCAGCCUAACCAUAACCAUCCCCUCCUGCAGCCUAACCCUAACUCUCCCCUCCUGCAGCCUAACCCUAACCCACCCCUCCUGCAGCCUAAACCUAACUCACCCCUCCUGCAGCCUAACCCUAACCAUCCCCUCCUGCAGCCUAACCCUAACCCACCGCUCCUGCAGCCUAAGCCUAACCCUCCCCUCCUGCAGCCUAACCCUAACUCUCCCCUCCUGCAGCCUAACCCUAUCCCACCCCUCCUGCAGCCUAACCCUAACCCACCCCUCCUGCAGCCUAACCCUAACUCACCCCUCCUGCAGCCUAACCCUAACUCACCCCUCCUGCAGCCUAACCCUAACCAUCCCCUCCUGCAGCCUAACCCUAACCCACCCCUCUUGCAGCCUAACCCUAACUCUCCUCUCCUGCAGACUAACCCUAACCCACCCCUCCUGCUGCCUAACCCUAACUCACCCCUCCUGCAGCCUAACCCUAACUCUCCCCUCCUGCAGCCUAACCCUAACUCUCCCCUCCUGCAGCCUAACCCUAUCCCUCCCCUCCUGCAGCCUAACCCUAACUCACCCCUCCUGCAGCCUAACCCUAUCCCUCCCCUCCUGCAGCCUAACCCUAGCCCUAACCCUUGGCAAUACACAAUGUGUACUUGUAUUGGAAAGAGAGAGAUUGGUUAUUAUAGUUGUUGAAGUGAGACUCUUGGUGUUUUGUAUAUAAGAUUCCUGUACUCGCUGUAUAAUAGCUUCAUGUAUUAACAAGGUACUUUUUACACUGCUGUUUAUUUUUGCAAAUUUUUUCUUGUUUACAUAUUUUGGUUUGUGUUUCUCAGAUUAAGGAGACUACUCCUAAAAUGUUAGAGCAGGCCUGGGGCUUGCCUGGUGUUGUGGGACUACAACUCCCAGCAUGCAGCUAAAACUGCCAUAAAGCCUUGCAAAUGAAGGAAUGCCUUCAAGUCCGAUACAGGCACGGCAGCUCAUUUUACACCAGGGAUGGGGUACUUUUUUCUACCAAGGGCCAUUUGGAUAUUUAUAAAAUCCUUGGGGGACCAUACAAAAAUUAUCAACUUAAAAAUGAGCCUGCCCCCCAGUAGUUAUGCCCCAAGUCCCUCGGUUAGGUGAGCCUGGCUGGGCCGGAUCAAGUGGCUCUGCGGGCCUCACACGGCCCUCGGGCCUGAGGUUCCCCACCCCUGCUUUACACUCACGGCAACUACUUCUACUUGCGUUUUGACACAGAAAUACGUCCCCGGGUAAGAGACUAGACCGUAUACUGUAGAAAAUCCCCAAUCCUCCCUCAUCCACUUAUUAUCUUCAUCAGAGGUGCGUGACACCAAGUGGGGUAUUAUUAUAUAUUUGGGGUCCCCAUAUAGGAAGCCAUACAAUACAUUGUAAGGUGGUCCCAGAGCUGAAGCUAACGCAGGCUGCCCGUAUGGGUCCGGAUUAAAAAAUAGGCCUGCCCUUAUUCCGCCCAUUCCCCACUCUGAUCCUCCAAAACGACCACUUUUGGGUAAAACUCCGCCCAUUUUUGCUAAAAUCGAAAUUUGGUAGCUAUGCUUAAACCAUGUGCAAACAGCUUCAAUAAAUGGAGCAGAUGUAUUAAGCCUGGAGAAGCGAUGAAGAAGUGAUAAAGCAGUGAUACGUGCAAGAUGAUAACGCACCAGCCAAUCAGCUCCUGUCUGUCAUUUUUCACAUCCAUAAUGAUUGGCUGGUGCGUUAUCAUCUUGCACUUAUCACUGGUUUAUCACUUCUUUAUCCCUUCUCCAGGUUAAUACAUCUGCCGCAUUGUUCGGUGCCCAGUAGUGUUUGCCGCCCUGUCUGUGAAGCAGAAAAAUUAUAUUACAGCAAAGUUUCUUACAUGAUAAAAUAAGAGUCUCAUUAAUCCUUGUCAGUGUGACCUACAGUAGGCUCUCCCGUCCUGGACACAGGCGCGGGAAUAGAGCCACAGGGAGACGCAUUCCAUCAGAGAAAGGGAAGGGGGUGCGGGCGUACAUUUUCCCAUGAUCCUUGCAUGAAGCAAAGUCCUAAUUUUACUGCCGUAAAUGUCAUACGUGGCUAAAAUUGGACCAUGAGUCAGUUUCAGCAGCGCAGUCACAAAGGUCUCGGUGGCAGUUGGAAGCAGCAGCACAUACUGUAUUGCGGGUAGAGCUACUGACAGGCCUGGGGACAGCUGACAUUAUUAUAUCUCCCGGGAGACUGAGAUGUCCCUGUGGCUGGUCCGGCAUCUCAGCUUCUGGGGAGCGUUAGAGAUAUAUAUAAAAAAAAUCAUUAAAGCCGUAUUUUAAUUACGAACGUCUUUCUGUAAUUUUCAGAAAUUGACAAUAUAAUUAGUUGCCGGGUUUCGUAACUGUCAUCGGACGCUUAUAUUGGGACGCUCUGCUGGCCUUACAAGGCCUGUCGUCGUUCGCUGAGGAAAAACUAAAACCACUAUGUUAAAUGAUUAUACAGUAUACCAAUAGAUGGGAGCUGCAUAAUAAACUUGUAGGGCCUAACGCAGGCGUAAGCAGUAAUCUAUAUUAUUUAAUGAUAUAAUAAUAAAAAAAACAAUAGCAGAUUUCACAUCAAUCGUUGAACGUUCUCUCUAAAACAGAAUUGCUAUCUAAGCACAGUGAAGGCGGCCAUGUUGUAGCUUGGACCAAUAUACACCAGAAACCACUGAAUUCUUAGUAACAUUGAUCCAGGCCACACAGUUUUUGCCCGCACUAAGGGGGUCAUUCCGAGUUGAUCGCUAGCUGCCGUUGUUCACUGCGCAGCGAUCAGGCUAAAAAUUGGCAUUUGUGCGCAUGCGUAGGCACCGCAAUGCACACGCGUGACGUACGGGUACAAAGGCUUUUGUGGUUUUGCACAGGUUCUAUCGACGUUUUCAUUCGCACUGGCAGCCGCAAGAAGAUUGACAGGAAAGCGGCGUUUGUGGGUGUCAACUGUCCAUUUUCAGGGAGUGCUUAGAAAAACGCAGGCGUGCCAGGGAAAACGCAGGCGUGGCUGGGCGAGCGCUGGCCGCGUGCGUGACGUCAAAAGCCAACCCUCCAACGUUAGAAUCAACGCACACGAAGACUAACUACAGGGCUGGUCUUGUUUUGCACAAAAUGUUUUUGCAGGCACUCUGCUGCACAAGCGUGUGUACUUCUGCAAAGCGAAAAUACACUCCCCGGUGGGUGGUGGCAAUGCGUUUGCACGGCUGCUAAAAACUGCUAGCGAGCGAUCAACUCGGAAUGACCCCCUAAGUGUAGGUCUUAAGACCAGGGCCAUAGAGAGCAAUGACGAGUCUGGGUGAUGGGAGAGGUGUGGCCAAAUCUUGGGGGCGUGGUUCCUCCCUACAUGAGUGAAAAUGACUAUGCCAGCUAGCCCAGGCACCUGCCGGGCCCCUUAAACCAGCCCGGGCCAGUUUAUUUAACCCAUUCACCCCCCUCCUUCCCUCCUGGUGCCCCUGCUUAAGAUCUGUGGUCAUGAGCCAAUUAAAUAUAGACAUUGUUUAUUGUGAAUAGAACUUGAGUGGACUUGAAGGCUGCGAUCUUGCCUCACCAGAUGCAUGGGUGCCGAGCAGGGAAUGGAAUGAAUACCUCAGUCCAGGUUUAUCUGAGGGGGCCUGCAGGGGCCCACGGCAGCCAUGGAUGAGGUGGAGUGCCCCCUUCUAGGUGCAAAGCAUAAUAUUUUAGGUCAAACUUUCAACAAGUGGGUGUGGCCACACCCCUAUGUUUGGCAUCGCCUACUCUAGCACCCGGGCCCGCCGUCCGUCUCAGCGGCCCUGAUCAGAUGCUUCUGGACAAAACCUACCAUUAAAUAACAAAACACUGAAUGACUACAGAAUUGUAGUUUGCUGUUUUCUUCAGGGAAGUUUAAUCCAGACCUUGCUGUUUAGUUUCCACUUUUCUGCAGUUCUGAACACUAAGUAUAGGUAUAUUCUCGUUUGGCUCCAACUUCAUAAUUUAAAGCAGCACCAAUUAGUGCCGCUUUAAAUGUUAAAGGUCAAGCGCACCAAAAAGGGUCGGCACUUUGUGAAGACGCCCCUGUGACUUUGUAUCUAAGCCGUCAGUUAACUGUAAAUAAUUUAUUGUAAAGUCGCUCACAAAGAUAAAAAGCAUGGGGUUGUGUGUUUUUUAACGUUUUAAACUGAACUAAAUUAUGAAUGUUUGAAUAUUUUUUUUUUCUAUUUAAUAAAAAGUUAAUGUGCCAUUUAA